Messenger RNA from Musca domestica (house fly), 2578 nucleotides. It is a transcript of the gene nod, whose product is annotated as kinesin-like protein Nod. The coding region runs from base 155 to 2545 and encodes 796 amino acids. Lineage: Eukaryota; Metazoa; Arthropoda; Insecta; Diptera; Muscidae. Gene Ontology annotation, molecular function: microtubule motor activity; microtubule binding; ATP binding. The transcript is spliced from 11 exons. Gene Ontology annotation, biological process: microtubule-based movement; mitotic spindle organization. The record is from RefSeq and is a predicted model, not a curated record.
CAUUUUAAACCGCACACAAACGAAGUUGUCAGCACUGAUAAUGUUUAUAAAUUUGAAAUUUUAAUUUGAAGAAUUGUGGUGUCAAUUUAUUAUUUACUUGAUUGAACUUUAAAUGCUGCCUGUUUUAAAUAUUUAAAAGUGUGUAGAAGGCAAAAUGUCUAACGCCAGUGAUAAUUGUGCUGUAAAAAUAGCUGUGAGGGAAAGGCCUGUUCGGCAAUCCUUAAUAAACAGCAAGGAGUCCAGCGUCAUUGGAUACCACCCAAAUCCAAACAUUUUAAUCGUUGAAGAGAGGCCCUUUACUUUCGACUAUGUUUUGAGUCCUGAAGUAACCCAGGCGCAAGUGUUUGAAGAUUUAAUAAAGCCCCUGGUGAAAAAAUUGAAGCUGGGCUUCAACUGUACUGCGUUGGCAUAUGGGCAAACAGGUACAGGGAAAUCGUAUACGAUGGGAUUAGAUUCGACGAAUAUUGAGGGCGAACAUAUCGGUGUUGUACCUCGCGUUUUAAAGGAAAUAUUUUCUGCCGAGACUCAAGAUAAAGAUAACACUGAGAACGAACCCGUGUUCAAAAGAGAAAUAUCAGCCUCGUUUAUUGAGAUUUACAAUGAAAAGGUCUAUGAUUUAUUGGCGGAAAAUUCUAGCGAGCCAAUUAUUGCAAAAGGUUUCAGGUACACUGGCGGGUCCCGCAAACCUUUAACCGACAUAAAUGAGUGUCACGCCAUACUCACACAAGGUAGUAAAAAUCGUCAUGUUAGACCUACAAAAAUGAAUUCUCAAAGUUCCCGUUCUCAUGCCAUUUUUACUAUACAUCUACGUUGCAUUUUGAGGAACACGAAUGGCGAAGAGUCCAUUAUAUCGUCUUGUAUGAAUCUUGUUGAUCUAGCUGGAUCUGAAGGCGUGAGACGAACCGGUCACCAGGGUGUAGCCAUGUCAGAGGGUGUCAACAUAAACCAGGGCUUACUAUCCAUAGGAAAAGUUUUACAAGCAAUGACAAUGGGAAGUAAGGUUAUACCAUACCGUGAUAGUGUUCUAAGUUCCGUAUUACAAGAUUCACUAAAUUUGAACUCGUACUUAACAUUGUUGGCGUGUAUAAGUCCACACAGGGAGGAUUUGAGCGAAACUCUCUCCACCCUAAGGUUCGCUCAAAAUGCCAAGCAAUUGAAAAAUACUCCUCAAAUCAAUAGCAUAAUUGCAGAUAUAAAGAAAAAUGCAAAAAUCAAACAAACCCCUUACAAAAUAAAACCACUGCAAAAUAAUAUUGCCAAUAGAGCUACACCCCUAAAGAGGACAUACUCGGCCAUAAACGGAAUGCCUGUAAAGUCAGUCAUUAAAAGUAAUACCUUUUGCACGCCAAAGAAGCAGCGUGCUGAGGUGAAUAGAUGCAAUCAAACAGAAAUUACAAGCAGCAAAAGGCCAAAAUUGUCAAAUGUUGCCAUGAAUCUGCCCAACAUGGCACAGCUGGAAUCUACUCACAAUCGAGAAUCUCUCUUCAAUCGCAGUUCAGAUUCUAAUGGAUCGCUUUUAAGCUUAAACAUAUCUUCUUCCACAGCCGUUGAUGGACUAGUUAACAACAACCACAACAAAGGAAAUACGAAUUUCAGUCCGGUUAUUCGCAAAUAUAUGACAGAGUUAGAAUCCGGUUUGGAGAAAAAAUUCAUUGACAUCCUACAACGCAAUUUACAUGUCCUAAUGCCACCACAAACUCCGGCUGCCGCCACGAUGGCUCCACACCAAACACCAUUGACGCAGAGCAUGCGCCAGGAAAUUAAAAGCAUAAUGAAGGAAGUUCUUCAGGACAGUCCAAUAAAAGCAAAUGCCAAAUGUCAGCUGUUCAAUACGAGUGAAGAUAUGUUCAAAGUUCCUGAAGUACCACAAGGUGUAUUGCAUCCACCCAAAACCUCUAGCCCUAACAUGAAAAGUGAUGAAAGAGUCUCUUUCACGGAGACAUUUUUCGCCGGUGUCAACACAUCCGAUAAAAAAGAUUUGAAUAAAUCUAUAAGACGCUCGAGACGUAUUUCUGAACGCUUUGGCAUUGCGCAUUCUGUUAUUGAAAAUGAAUUCCAGAUUCCAAGUGAACCAAUAAACGAAAGCAGCAACAACACUUCAUACCUACGCAGAAGCUCGCGUCGUUCUGUUCUUCAAAGGUAUGCGGAAAAACGGAAUAAUGGACGCCUGACAACACAUAAAGAGCUCGAUGAAAUACCCGCCAAAUCAGAAACAUCAACAAAAACUCCGAAUAACAAGAAAGCCAAUAAGAGGCUAAAAGACAAUAAUAACAGUUUAAUAUCACAGAUUUGCAACAGUUCCUCGACAUCGACCAACGCCAAGUCAAGACUGAGUAAACACAGGAAAGGAGUUUUGGAACUACUCAACAAAGGUUCACUUAAAGAAAUACAGAUCUUACCAAUGAUCGGUCAAAAGAAAGCUUUUCAAAUAAUAACACAAAGAACUCUUCACGGCAAAUUCAAAACGUGGCAUCAAGUCGAGAAACUCCCGGUAUGGCGUGGCAAUGAAUGGCAGCGAUUUUCAGAGGCAAAUUGUUUGGUGUGAUUCUUAAUAAAAUUGAAAAGGCAAUAAAUAUUU